Molecule: messenger RNA, 465 nt
Organism: Colletotrichum karsti
Lineage: Eukaryota; Fungi; Ascomycota; Sordariomycetes; Glomerellales; Glomerellaceae
Exons: 2
Coding region: 1-465 (154 amino acids)
Molecular function (GO): RNA nuclease activity; RNA binding
Source: RefSeq, a predicted model, not a curated record
AUGGUUUCGUUUACUUACCUUCUUACUCUCCUUGCCGCUUCCGCGGCUGUUGCCACUCCCGUUGCCCUACUCAACGAGGACUCGACGGUUGGAAUCCGCCAGUCCGGCCAGGUCUACGUCUGCAAGUCCGGCGCCAAGAACGACGGAACUGUCUACGGUGACAUCGGAUACGACAAGGCCGUAGGCUACUUCCGCGCCGCGAAGACCACGAAGGGUGCCAGCGGCUACCCCAAGCCGUUCGACAACAAGGGCAACGUCAUGACGUUUGCUUCCGGCUGUAGCUCCAACGUCUGGGAGCUUCCCGUUCUUGCCAACGGAAAGGCUUACGACUACAACUCCAAGAAGGGCGGAAACAGCCCUGGCCCCAUGCGUGUUUACUACACGAAGGAUCUCAAGUUCUGCGGUAUUGGCGCCAAGGAGAAGGCAGACGGCACUGGCAACCCCCACAACUGCGUUCUGAAAUGA